This is a messenger RNA of Myxocyprinus asiaticus (Chinese sucker), 3007 nucleotides long. Its product is annotated as choline/ethanolaminephosphotransferase 1-like. Gene Ontology annotation, biological process: phosphatidylethanolamine biosynthetic process. NCBI's taxonomy places the organism in Eukaryota, Metazoa, Chordata, Actinopteri, Cypriniformes, Catostomidae. The transcript is spliced from 9 exons. The coding region runs from base 511 to 1764 and encodes 417 amino acids. Gene Ontology annotation, cellular component: Golgi apparatus; endoplasmic reticulum membrane. Gene Ontology annotation, molecular function: diacylglycerol cholinephosphotransferase activity; ethanolaminephosphotransferase activity. The record is from RefSeq and is a predicted model, not a curated record.
UCCACGCUGUAUGCGCUCAAAAUCUCUGAUGCGCAGUUAUCGGUUAACUAGUGAUACUUCAACGUACCGCGUCUUCUCCGUCGGCGUGAGCGUUUGUUUGGAAGCCUGUGCCGUCACAUUUUCUCCCCUGAUAUAUUUAUAAUUUAAUAAUCAUUUCAACUUUCGGCAUCACACGGUGUAAUGCUGCGCGGAGCAAAGACAUCUGCACCAAGUAAACAAAGGUACUGUUGGUCAGACACGAACUUUAUCAAUCACAUUGGCUCUAAAAACAGUGUUAAUUACGGUUUUACAAGCUGUGUUAUUGUUAUGAAUAAUGUACAUCACAAUUAUUAUGUCGGCUCAGACGUGUGACAGGUUGUCAUCAAGCUGACGUCAGAAUUCAGCAGGAGGAUUUUACAUGGGCUGUUGCAGAUCUCAUAAAAUAAAGUCUACUACAGUCUUCCAAUAUAAUCCCAUAAACUCAUAGUGCACACAGACAUUUGACACACCUACACAAAUUCCCAGAGAGUCAUGAGCUCACACAAGAGACCUGUCCAGCCUCGGAUGGAUUCUGAUGUCAGUUCCUCCUCGGCCCGUGACCUGACCAGACCAGGUCAGGAGGAGGGCGCCGGUCUCCUGAUCAAGCUGAUGGAGUUGCCUGUGGCCCGCAUGUCCCGACAGCAGCUAAAAAGGUUGGAGGAACAUCAGUACAGCAGUGCAGGAUGCUCCCUCCUGGAUCCCGUCAUGCAGGGAUACUGGUGCUGGUUGGUCAGCAAAGUGCCUCUCUGGAUGGCCCCAAACCUCAUCACCAUAGUGGGUCUCGCUACCAAUAUUAUCAGUACUCUGAUACUGGUGUAUUACUGCCCAACUGCCACCGAACAGGCACCAACGUGGGCAUACUUAGCCUGUGCUCUGGGUCUGUUCAUCUACCAAUCAUUGGAUGCCAUAGAUGGGAAGCAGGCAAGACGGACCAAUAGCAGCACACCUCUGGGCGAGCUCUUUGACCACGGCUGUGACUCCCUCUCUACAGUUUUUGUGGUCCUGGGCACAUGUAUUGCAGUUCAGCUGGGUACCCACCCUGACUGGAUGUUCUUCUGUUGUUUUGUGGGCAUCUUCAUGUUUUAUUGUGCCCACUGGCAGGCGUAUGUUUCUGGAACGCUGCGCUUUGGCAUAAUUGAUGUGACUGAGGUACAAAUCUACAUUAUAAGCUUGUACUUACUGGCUGCCUUUGGAGGAACAGCUUUAUGGCAAUUUGUGAUUCCUGUGAUAAAUAUCCAGAUUAAAAUAAUACCCGCCCUUUGCACUCUUGUGGGUGCCAUAUUUUCCUGCACAAACUACUUCCGGGUUAUAUUCAGCGGUGGAAUGGGUAAAAACGGAUCCACUAUUGCAGGAACAAGCGUGUUAUCUCCAUCCUUCCAUAUAGGAGUGCUUAUGACACUUGCUCUAAUGAUCUAUAAGAAGUCUUCGGUGCAGCUCUUCGAGAAACAUCCCUGUCUGUACAUCUUAGCAUUUGGGUUCGUCUCAGGCAAACUCACCAACAGACUGGUGGUUGCUCAUAUGACAAAAAGUGAAAUGCAUUGUAAUGAUUCGGCCUUUGUGGGACCAGCGUUGCUGUUUCUGAAUCAGUACUUCAACAGUUUCAUUAAUGAGUACUGUCUUCUCUGGGUCGCUCUGUAUCCAGCCUCCAACCACUUCCACACUUCAGCCAGAGUGCAAGAAAUCACCACUAACAGCUUGUCCCCUGUUCCUCCAACCCCACAUCCAGUAGGUCAUGUAUUUCAGUGAAUGUAAAACGCAACUAACAGAGAAACAGCCCAAAUGGCUGCAGUUAUUAACUUCGUUAUAAUGGGGGUUUUCAUAAUGAAGAGAGAAUAUUUGAAGGACGAAAGGGAAUUAUUAAAAAGAACAUACAGUACAUCCCAUGUGUGUUAAUCUAUUCGGUUCUCAGUUUUACAUUUGGAAAGUUUGUUUGCAAAGAUGAAGAACAGAAUAUUUGCCACAGAAUAGAAUGUGCAAAGAUCUGCUAUAUUUUACCGUUUUAAUGUUGUGUUUUUUUAUUUAUUUUUUUAAGAUUGACCAGUUUUGGCAUUUAAGAUAUGAACGCAUCCAUUUUGGCCAACAAUGUAUAAUGUAUUCCAGCAGCCAACCAAUACUCUAUCUGAAAGUGUUAAGACAUAAUAACGGAAUGCUAUAUGUGUUAAGAAAUUUGCUGCUUAAAUGAAAACCUGAGACUCUUAAAGGGAUAAUUCACCCAGGGUGUGCUGAGUGACUCCAGCCGGGUCUCAUAAGCAACCAAAUUGGCCCGGUUCCUAGGGAGGGUAGAGUUACACGGGGUAACCUCCUCGUGAUCGCUAUAAUGUGGUUUGCUCUCGGUGGGGCGCGUGGUGAGUUGUUCAUGGAUGCCGCGGUGGAUGGCGUGAAGCCUCCACACGCGCUAUGUCUCCGUGGUAACGUGCUCAACAAGCCAUGUGAUAAGAUGCGCGGGUUGACGGUCUCAGACGCGGAGGCAGCAGAGAUUCGUCCUCCGCCACCCGGAUUGAGGCGAGUCACUACACCACCAUGAGGACUUGGAGCACAUUGGGAAUUGGGCAUUCCAAAUUGGGAGAAAAAGGGAAGAGAGAGAGAGAAAAAAAAAAGGGAUCGUUCACCCAAACAUUCUGUCAUAAUUUACUCACCCUUAUAGUUUUUUUUUUUCAAGGAACACUCAGGAGAGGUUAGGAAGAAUGUUAACCUCUGUCACCAUUCACUUUCACUAUAUGGAAAAAAAGAGCAGCGCUAACAUUCUUCAAUAUUUCAUUUCUUGUAUUACACAGAAGAAAGUAAUACAGGUUUGGAAAGAUAUGAGUAAAUGGGUGAUUCCUACAAAAACUGUCAAUAAAAUGUCCUGGUCCUAUUUUACUUCAAAAUAAAAAGAAACCAACAUUUUCAUUAGAAAAUGAAGCCUUUUAAAGGCCAUUAAGAUUUUUUACAUUCUGACAUUAUUUUCAUGACAGCUACGCACAUUUUAACCCCCCAAUUCUCAUUACCA